AUGCUUUCCGAAUCAUUUGUGGCGUCGACGGUGUCAUCCGCUAAAUCUCCGACAGCCUCACUCAGAGAUGUAGGAGUCUGCGUCCACGAAUUGCAGCCUUCGUCGAUACUGCGAUCAACUUUCAAGAAGAGCUCAACGUUGACCAAUUGUCUGGCUGUCAGCCCCUCGCAUAUUUUCACAGCCCAAGCCGACAAGGCUGUUAUUCACGUGUACAACCGGGAUAAGGGUAACCAAGAGGCUGUUGUUCCAUUUCCGGAGCGGAUACGCAGCAUUGCUGUCGCGGGGGGCAAGUAUGGUGAUGUCUUGGUUUUGGGCACCGAGGGUGGUCGAUUAAUUGUCUGGGAGACAUGCACAGGACGCCAAGUAGCCACCACGGCAUCCCAUCUGCAACCAGUGACCUCACUCAUCGUCGACCCCACGUCCAACUUUAUUCUGUCCGGCUCCGCUGAUGCCAGUGUACAUGUUUGGUCCUUGCCUGGAAUUCUGUCGUUCUCAAAACCCGCUCUUAGCGCGACUCGCCAACCUACAAACUCGCCUAUCCGAACUUUCUCCAACCACCGCGCCGGUAUCACCUCUCUGGCGGUAGGACAUAGCAAUGGCCGCCAUAACAUCGUCGUAUCGACCGCAAAGGAUAACACCGCGAUCGCAUGGGACUAUCACACCGGCCGUGCGCUGAGAACCUUCCUCCUUCCCUUAUCCGCAACAUCAGUGGCUCUAGACCCGGUUGACCGGGCUUUCUACGUGGGAUAUGAAGAUGGCAGCGUGCAAUCAGUGGAUUUCUACCGGAGCCAGUCUGCGCAGCAUCCUCUUCACGACCCUUCAGUACAAUCAACACCCGCACAGGUGUCAAUGGAGGAUCGGUGGCUCCCUCCCUCGGCUGAGACAGGAUCAGUGAAGACAAUCUCCCUUACAUAUGACGGGACCACGCUACUCUCGGGCCACGCGAAUGGCAAGGUACUGUCCUGGAAUGUUGCGCGACGAAAGUACACAACAUCAGUGGCCGACUACACGCACCCGGUCACCAACCUGGUCAUGCUCCCUCCGGGUGGCAUCCCUCACCCUUCUUCGGAUUUGAAGAGAAAGGCCCACACCAUCGUCAAGCCGCGCCAUGAUAGUGGCCUUUCGGCCCCGAACCAUGCCCCUGGCGCCGUCCCCGCAGAAUAUAUGUUCCACACGCAGAUCACCGCCCCAUCCGACUCCCGCAAACCAAACCAAUUCUCUCAGGCGCUUACUCACUCCUUUUUCCCCACCUCCAUGAUAGAGGAUGGUCUUGCAGAGCUCGCGGCAUUCCGCCAGCCUGGUAAUGCUGAAGUUACCCGUGUUUCCCCCAGCACCGCCCCCGCUAGGGAAAUCGCGGAAGACACAGCUGCCCGCGAUUCGCAGGUCGCCGAGCUAGAAAACGAGGUGUCUGUGCUCAAGAAGAAGGUUGCGGUGAAUGAGACUGCUCGCCAUAAUGCGGACGACGAAGUUGUACAGCUGCGCUCUGAACUCGCCAAUCUGCAGGAUUACAUCAAUGAGUUGCAUGAGAAGCAGGAGGCCGCACAGCAGGAGAAGGUCCUGCGGCAAGCAAGGAAGCAGGAGCACGAGGCGAAGAAACGGGAAGCUUGGCUCGCUGCAGAGAAGAAGGGUCGCAAUGGUGAUGCAGUCAUUCAAAAGAUGGACAUUGAUGGUGCUGUGACCAGUGACUCGGAUGAUCAGAGCGACGAAUAA
Penicillium crustosum is the source of this 1710-nucleotide messenger RNA. Its product is annotated as putative ribosomal assembly complex component Ipi3. Gene Ontology annotation, molecular function: protein binding. The record is from RefSeq and is a predicted model, not a curated record. Lineage: Eukaryota; Fungi; Ascomycota; Eurotiomycetes; Eurotiales; Aspergillaceae. Gene Ontology annotation, biological process: rRNA processing; DNA-templated DNA replication. Gene Ontology annotation, cellular component: nuclear pre-replicative complex. The transcript is spliced from 2 exons. The coding region runs from base 1 to 1710 and encodes 569 amino acids.